GAAGAAGAUUAGAUCGUGAAGGCAAAAAAUAGUACACAUAAUUGCGGAAAACCAUGCAAAAGGUGGUUUGAGAUUUUAGUGGUGAUGAGCUUCUGUGUUGCACUAUAAAUAUUGAAACCAAAGUACUACUGGUCAGCCAACUCAGGAUCGAUCAUCUUUUUCCCCCAAAUGUCAUGUUUUCAAACCAAUAUUAUAAUAAUAAUAUCAUGGGUUUGAAAAUCAAUAUGGGAAGUACUAUAGCAUUGCUGUUGUUGUUAGCAUAUGCUGCCAAUGCCCAACCUGGUGUCUUUGAUAUCAGAAAGUACGGUGGCAAGUCGAAUGGAGAUAUCACCCAGGCUGUGAUAAAAGCUUGGCAAGGAGCCUGCCAAACAGCGGGAAGGAGCAAAGUAGUGAUUCCAAAAGGGAUAUACAGAAUGGGGGCUGUAACAUUUAGUGGACCGUGUAAGGGUAGGAUCGAGUUUCAGAUUCAAGGAACCGUACAAGCCCCAGGCGGUCGCGGUUACUUCAAGUCGGGAAGUUGGGUCACUUUUUUACGCAUUGACGGCUUCACUUUGUCUGGCGGUGGAACUUUUGAUGGUAAAGGCAAAAGCGUAUGGGGAACGAAAUCGUGUUCCGGUAUUAAAUACUGCGGUGACCUUCCCAUCAGUCUCAGGUUUGAUUUCAUCAGCAACGGACUGAUUCAGGGCAUAACAUCUUUGGAUAGCAAACAAUUCCACAUUAAUUUGUUGGGUUGCAAAAAUGUUACCUUCCAACGCGUAAAUAUCAUAGCACCUGGAAAUAGUCCCAACACUGAUGGAAUUCAUCUUGGGCGAUCAUCUGGAAUCAGAAUACUCGAUACAAAGAUUGCAACUGGUGAUGAUUGUGUUUCCAUUGGUGAUGGCAGUCGGGAUAUACUUGUCCAAAGAGUAACUUGUGGACCUGGCCAUGGAAUCAGCAUCGGAAGUCUUGGCAAGUACACGAAUGAAGAACCUGUGGUUGGAGUCAAAGUUCUUGAUUGCACAAUGACAAACACACAGAAUGGCGUGAGAAUCAAGACAUGGCCUAAUUCCUUUGCUGGCACCGCCUCUGAUCUGCAUUUCGAGAAUCUCGUCAUGAACAAUGUCGACUAUCCUGUCCUCAUAGAUCAAUCAUACUGCCCAUGGCGUCAGUGCAAAGCACAAAUCCCCUCCAAGAUCAAGAUCAGCGAUGUCAGCUUCAAGAACAUAAAAGGUACAGCUAAUACAAAGGGGGCAGUGAAGCUUAUUUGCAGUAAGGCAGUACCGUGUAAGAAUGUGAAGGUCACUGACAUAGACAUCCGAUACCAAGGAAAAGACGGUCCUGCUACUUUCCAAUGCACUAAUGUCAAUCCAACCCUCGGUGGGAAACAUAAUCCUCCUCCUUGUACGGUUAAAUAAAUUCCUAAAGUUACCAAAUAAAUCACAAUAAGAUCAUUACAAUAUAAUUUAAUUAAACUUCUUGUUCUUGUGUACUACGUUAA
This is a messenger RNA of Juglans regia (Persian walnut), 1477 nucleotides long. RefSeq names its product exopolygalacturonase-like. The transcript is spliced from 4 exons. NCBI's taxonomy places the organism in Eukaryota, Viridiplantae, Streptophyta, Magnoliopsida, Fagales, Juglandaceae. Gene Ontology annotation, molecular function: polygalacturonase activity. Bases 174 to 1394 code for a protein of 406 amino acids. Gene Ontology annotation, biological process: carbohydrate metabolic process. The record is from RefSeq and is a predicted model, not a curated record.